Molecule: messenger RNA, 1062 nt
Organism: Pleurotus ostreatus (oyster mushroom)
Lineage: Eukaryota; Fungi; Basidiomycota; Agaricomycetes; Agaricales; Pleurotaceae
Exons: 5
Coding region: 1-1062 (353 amino acids)
Biological process (GO): protein dephosphorylation; regulation of MAP kinase activity
Cellular component (GO): cytoplasm
Molecular function (GO): JUN kinase phosphatase activity
Source: RefSeq, a predicted model, not a curated record
AUGGUCUACAAUCCGCAGAGCGUAAAUGCCAUCAUCAAGGACCAACUCUAUCUCGGAAACUUGGCGGCCGCGCAGUCUGUCGAUCUCCGGAAGAAGAUUGGUAUCACGCACAUAGUUUCCGUGUGUCCCGAAUACCCAUCAACGGGCCCGAACCAUCUCGCCAUCGCCGUGCACGAUUCCGAGUAUGAGAAUUUGUUGAUACACCUCCCCAAUGCCUGUCGCUUCAUCCAAGCCGCUAUGGACAACGGUGGUAAAGUGCUUGUUCACUGCGUAAUGGGUAUUUCUCGGAGUACCACGGUCGUGUGCGCCUACCGGCGGCCGUGCGUGCAUCCAAACUACGGCUUUGUACGACAAUUACAUGCCUUUGCCGAUUGCGGGUACGAUCCUUCGCCGGAAAACAAAGCUUACAUCGCUUGGAAGCGAAGCCAAUCCCGCAAUGUCACCAACUUCUUGAAGACCGUCGUCGACACCACGCCUGUUAUUCCGGAGCAAUUGUACUUAAGCAGCGACUUUCCCAAGGACCCAGAGCAGGCGGAAGCAUUGCUUCUCGACCUGGGAAUUACUCACUUCCUUACACUGUCGCCUGCCGAGUGUGCUACCAAUAUACCCUCUGUCAAAUACCACCACAAGAACAUCGGUCCCAGCAAAGACUCGCUACUUUUGGCGCUACCGGAGAUCUGUGAUUUCAUUAACGAGGCCAUAACGAACGACGGGGAGGUUCUGAUAUAUUCGGUCGUGGAGUCUCGGGCGUGUACAGCUGCAUGCGCGUACUCUCUUCCUCUCUUCAACCCUACUGCGAACUUCUCUAAACAUCUUGAGCUAUUCAAUGCUUGCCGCUACCAUCCUACCGCCGACCAUCCCCUUGUCCGGGCGUGGAGCGGCAACGACAAACUCAAGUCCAGAAAGGCUUCUUCACCUACUCGCAGCGGGGACCCUAAGGAUCUGAAUACCAAUGCGUCGGCGCUCUCGGCCGCUGCUGCUUGCAUGUUGAGCGAAACUGGCUUUGACAUGGCUGCUUUCGGCGAGACACUGGCCAAGAUUCAGCGGCAACAUCUCGUCUGA